This is a messenger RNA of Mus musculus (house mouse), 3687 nucleotides long. It is a transcript of the gene Ctnnal1, whose product is annotated as catenin alpha like 1. Gene Ontology annotation, molecular function: actin filament binding; cadherin binding. The record is from RefSeq and is marked validated. The coding region runs from base 98 to 2293 and encodes 731 amino acids. Gene Ontology annotation, cellular component: plasma membrane; cytosol; cytoplasm. Gene Ontology annotation, biological process: Rho protein signal transduction; cell adhesion. The transcript has 19 exons. Lineage: Eukaryota; Metazoa; Chordata; Mammalia; Rodentia; Muridae.
GGUGGGGCCUCGGUGCGGCGAGGCGGCGGGCAACCCGGAGGCUGGUUGGCGGGCAGGCAGAGGUGCGGAUAGCGCGCUGUGCUAUCGGUGGAGGGCCAUGGCCGCUUCUCCAGUCCCGGGCGGUGGCGGUGCGGGAGCUGUCCACUCCUCCAACGCGGCUGGCUUCACCUUCGACUCGGGACUGGAGAUCAGGACGCGCUCGGUGGAACAGACUCUUCUGCCCCUGGUUUCUCAGAUCACCACACUUAUAAACCAUAAAGAUAAUACCAAAAAGUCUGAUAAAACCCUGCAAGCGAUUCAGCGUGUGGGACAAGCGGUCAACUUGGCAGUUGGAAGAUUUGUUAAAGUAGGGGAAGCUAUAGCCAACGAAAACUGGGAUUUGAAAGAAGAAAUUAACAUCGCCUGCAUCGAAGCCAAGCAAGCAGGUGAAACAAUCGCCUCACUCACAGAUGUGACUAAACGGAGCCAUUUGGAAUCAGAUGGUCAGGUCACGAUUCUGACAGACAAAACAGGCGUCGUGCAGGCCGCCCGGCUGCUGCUCUCCUCAGUGACAAAAGUGCUGCUGCUGGCAGAUCGUGUAGUCAUCAAGCAGAUAGUGACAUCGAGAAACAAGAUUCUCGCAACCAUGGAAAGGCUAGAGAAAGUAAACAGCUUUCAGGAAUUUGUUCAGAUAUUCAGCCAGUUUGGAAACGAAAUGGUGGAGUUUGCACAUCUAACGGGAGACCGACAAAAUGAUUUGAAAGAUGAGAAGAAAAAGGCCAGAAUGGCUGUGGCGAGGGCUGUGCUUGAAAAGGGUACGAUGAUGCUCCUUACAGCCUCAAAGACAUGUCUCAGGCAUCCCAGCUGUGAGUCAGCCCACACAAACAAAGAAGGAGUGUUUGACCGGAUGAGAGUGGCCCUGGAGAAGGUCACGGAGAUCGUGACUGACUGCAGACUCAGCGGAGAGACCGACAGCUCAUCUGUCAGCAUUUUUACUGGGAUUAAAGAGUUGAAGGUGAAUAUUGAAGCUCUUCGGGAGAAUGUUUGCUUUGAGUCCAAAGAGAACCUUUCUGCCGCAUUGGAGGCCGUCUUGGAGCAUGUGGAGGACUUCACUGAUUCUGCCUACACCAGCCACGAGCACAGGGAACGGAUCUUGGAGCUGUCUUCUCAGGCGAGGACAGAGCUGCAGCAGCUCCUUUCCGUGUGGAUGCAAACCCAAAGCAGGAAGACAAAGAGCGCCGCCGAGGAGCUGGAACUCACAGUUCUGAAGAUCAGCCACAGCCUGGACGAGCUGAGGAGAGAACUCCAUUGUACAGCCAUGCAGCUGGCAGCCGACCUGUUAAAAUUCCAUGCUGAUCAUGUGGUUUUAAAAGCAUUAAAAGUUACUGGAGUAGAAGGAAAUUUGGAAGCUUUGGCUGAGUAUGCCUGUAAACUCUCUGAGCAGAAAGAACAGCUUGUGGAGACAUGUCGAUUGUUGCGGCAUAUAUCCGGCACAGAACCCCUUGAGAUAACGUGCAUACAUGCAGAGGAGACAUUUCAGGUGACUGGCCAACAGAUCAUUUCUGCUGCUGAAACGUUGACGUUGCAUCCGUCUAGCAAAAUCGCUAAGGAAAACCUGGAUGUGUUUUGUGAAGCUUGGGAGUCUCAGAUGAGUGACAUGGCGACGCUGCUAAGGGAAAUCAGUGAUGUGUUUGAAGGAAGACGAGGAGAGAGGUGCGACCAUCUUUCACUUCCAAAGCCCACGAAGAAUAGUGCAAACCUGAAGUCACUAAAGCCCGACAAACCUGACUCGGAGGAGCAAGCCAAGAUAGCAAAGCUCGGGCUGAAGCUGGGAUUGCUCUCCUCUGAUGCUGACUGUGAAAUCGAGAAAUGGGAAGAUGAAGAGAACGAGAUCGUUCGGCAUGGACGCAAUAUGUCCAGGAUGGCCUAUUCUCUGUAUUUAUUUACUAGAGGAGAGGGGCCACUGAAAACUUCCCAGGACUUAAUUCACUUCCUAGAGGUUUUUGCUGCAGAGGGAUUAAAGCUUACUUCAAGUGUACAGUCAUUUUCAAAACAGCUAAAAGAUGAUGACAAACUUAUGCUUCUCCUGGAAAUAAACAAACUUAUUCCUCUAUGCCACCAGCUUCAGACAAUAACUAAGACAUCUUUGCAGAGUAAAGUCUUUCUAAAGGUUGACAAGUGUAUUACAAAGAUAAGAUCCAUGAUGACUCUUGUGGUCCAGCUCCUCUCACUUUGCUAUAAACUACUGAAGAAGAUGGAAAAUAACAGAUGGGGCUCUGCGACGAACAAAGAUACCAUGGAUGGUCAAAACUGAGCAGCCUGGGGUUCAUCUCAGGGAUACCAUGUGGCACAGCUGACAUUUUAAAACGCAAAUGAUCCUUUGUACUUUCAUAAGUUCAUCAGUCUUUUAAAGAGGAUGCUGAAAUCUUUUUUUCUGAUCUUCAGAUUAGACAGUCAUGUUGCUAUGGUGGUUGCUAAGAUUCUAACAGCAGUGCAAUUUGAAAACAAACACUGUGCUCAGGGUGUUUUUCAGCACACACCAAAUAUCCCAACUGUCUUAAUGGCGGCUGAAUCCCAAAGAAGCAAUUGCAAAUGCACAUUCUCCUUGGCAUUCUUAACUGGUUUUUAAGCGGAUUAUUUACAACACUAAUUUCAGCAGAAAGUAUACAGUGGCCUUGUUGAAUGCAGCUUUUUUUUUGAGGCCUGUGGACUCUUCUUCAUUUCUUGUUGAAGCAGGAUAAGGGGCCGUCAGUGCCUGGUCCCAGAUCACACCUGUUAGCACUGCUGCUUCUAAUAAGUAUCUCACUGGUAAGGCUGUGAGGCUGCACCUGUCCCUUCCCUACUUCUGGAAGGAAAAACCACAGGAGUCACUCCAAAGAAGCCUGGAGCAACUUCAGAAGAGGAGAUGGUUUUUGUUAGCUGUAGUAAGCACAGCUGACCAGGCAGCCCUGAAUAAUGGAUGGAAUCCUAAGUAUUUCUUACUGGGUUAAAGACACGUUUGAAGUACCCUUCUCAGUAUUGAGGAAAUGACAGCUGCAGAAGACAGAACAUCGGAACCAAGAGGCUGUUUAGAUCGCAGACACCUGUACACUGUAUUUUAUGUAUGUGGAAUUGGAAUGCUCAUUUUAAAAUAAAUAUUUUUAGUCUUUUUAACUUUAGGAUUUAAACCUUUUCUUGGGCUGGGAAGAUGACUCUGCUGGAAACCUGUGUACCUUGUAAGCUGUGUAAUGAAGCAAGGCAAAGGUUGCCCAGGAGAUGGCCCAGCUAUCUGCUGUACUGCAGACUAUCAGAACGAGGGCCGAGAGAGGGAGCAUGUGCAGUCCCAGCGUGUGCUAUACAGAAAUCUCACCUUUAGCUACUGUCACAGCUGCCAACAUAACCAGGCUUUCAAAAGCCUAGUCUUGCAGGCAGCUGUUACAGGGAAUGAUUGAAUGGAACCAGCGUCUGUGAAAAGUCAGGAUUGGUACCAACACGUGUGAGUGAAAACUCUGGGAUUUCUUUUUAAACUGAGAAGCAGAAUGCUAACUUCACUGGGUUCUCAGUGUUGCUAUCUCAGUGACAAAGCAGCUCCCUCAACAAAACUGUAAAAGACCAUCAAAUAUGUGGCAACAAUACCAUUAUCUCUGACGACAAAAUAGGGUUUAUUAGUUAGUAUUAAAGAUCAUGUGAUAAUAUAAGCUUCAAUAAAAAUCGUACAUUCAAACUGAA